GGGGCAGCCACGGACCAUCAACGGGAAGGUGGUCGGUUGUGAGACUUCUCUUCCUUUUCCUGCCCCAUGUGUGGAGGGGCACCCCUUUCCAUUUCAGCCUCGCCUCUACUAUGUUGCAUUUUCAGCAUCUUUUCUGAUAGCUGUUGCAAAUGAAAAUGGAGGAAAUGACUUUGUCGGGCCUGGAUAACAGCAAGUUAGAGGCUUUGGCUCAUGAUAUUUAUACUGACUUGAUUGAUGAUGCUUGUCUGGGCUUGUGCUUUGAGGUACACCGUGCUGUCAAAUGUGGAUACUUCUUUCUGGAUGAUACAGAUCCUGAUAGUAUGAAGGACUUCGAAAUUGUGGAUCAACCAGGACUGGAUAUUUUUGGUCAGGUAUAUAACCAGUGGAAGACUAAGGAGUGUGUGUGCCCAAACUGUAGCCGAAGCAUUGCUGCCUCCCGCUUCGCCCCACACUUGGAGAAGUGCCUUGGUAUGGGUCGGAACAGCAGCCGCAUUGCCAAUAGGAGGAUAGCAAGUAGUAAUAACAUGAAUAAAUCUGAGAGUGAUCAAGAGGACAAUGAUGACAUAAAUGAUAAUGACUGGUCAUAUGGAUCUGAGAAGAAAGCAAAGAAGAGGAAAUCAGAUAAGAAUCCCAAUUCUCGACGAUCCAAGUCCCUGAAACAUAAAAAUGGCAAGGACACAUGAGCAGCCCACCAGUGUGGCGAACAACGCCGCAACUGGUGACCCCCGACGUGAUCUUGCUGAUCAAGCACGUCGUCUCAUUUGGCACCCCCAUUGCUUACCGGCGAAGGAACGCCCCUUGCAUACCAGGACCGGCCGUCGCAGACGGAGCAUCCUCCCAAUCGUGAGUUAUGGGGGCAGAAUUCUCUAAGCCUCAGGUUGCGCACCUCCAAGAACUUAGAGAAUUGGCCAAAACCUCAAUAUUAAUCUUAAAAAACAAUGGGAACUUUCUCCCCAUCCCUUCG
This is a messenger RNA of Thamnophis elegans (Western terrestrial garter snake), 964 nucleotides long. Its product is annotated as ataxin-7-like protein 3. Gene Ontology annotation, cellular component: SAGA complex; DUBm complex. Lineage: Eukaryota; Metazoa; Chordata; Lepidosauria; Squamata; Natricidae. Gene Ontology annotation, molecular function: transcription coactivator activity. Gene Ontology annotation, biological process: regulation of transcription by RNA polymerase II; positive regulation of DNA-templated transcription. The record is from RefSeq and is a predicted model, not a curated record.